CCUAAGAUGAGUGGAAGGGGGAAAACCGGCGGUAAAGCUAGGGCGAAGGCCAAGACUCGCUCUUCCCGCGCCGGGCUGCAGUUCCCUGUGGGCCGUGUUCACAGGCUUCUGCGCAAAGGCAACUAUGCCGAGCGCGUCGGCGCCGGCGCUCCAGUCUACUUGGCUGCCGUCCUGGAGUAUCUGACCGCUGAGAUCCUUGAGUUGGCCGGCAACGCCGCUCGCGACAACAAGAAGACCCGUAUCAUCCCUCGUCAUCUGCAGCUGGCCGUCCGUAACGACGAGGAGCUCAACAAACUGCUCGGUGGAGUGACCAUCGCUCAGGGUGGCGUGCUGCCCAACAUUCAGGCUGUCCUGCUGCCCAAGAAAACAGAGAAGGCGGCCAAGACCAAAUAAAUUGGGUUCUUCUGCCAAAUUAUAAAAACACAAAGGCUCUUUUAAGAGCCACCCACCAUAGCAAGAAAAGUGCAGUUUUUCUUCCUCUCCUUGUGCUAAAAAGUAGAUAGUCGAUCGAUCUUUAGAGGUUAUCGUGUUUACGAUAGAAUGAAAUAUAAUGAUCACAGCUUCACCACGUCCCACGACUGCAUACUGA
Messenger RNA from Colossoma macropomum (tambaqui), 589 nucleotides. Its product is annotated as histone H2A-like. NCBI's taxonomy places the organism in Eukaryota, Metazoa, Chordata, Actinopteri, Characiformes, Serrasalmidae. Gene Ontology annotation, cellular component: nucleosome. The transcript has a single exon. Gene Ontology annotation, molecular function: DNA binding; structural constituent of chromatin; protein heterodimerization activity. Bases 7 to 393 code for a protein of 128 amino acids. The record is from RefSeq and is a predicted model, not a curated record.